AUGGGAAAUCCACAGAAGUCGAGUAGUUGGAGCCAAAACCUUCAUACAGCGGCAAGGUCCGGUGAUCUAACUGCAGUACAGUCAAUUCUCAGCUCCAAUCCUUUGGCCGUCAAUUCUAGAGAUAAGCACUCCAGAACUCCUGAGUGUCUGAUAUCUUGCUGUGGUAAGGGAUGGCCGAAUCCAUUCCACAGAGUCACCCGAAAAGAUAUUAAUGUUUCCUUGACAAGUGAUCUUGAUCAAAGACUACAUUUAGCAGCAUGGUCUGGGCAAACAGAGGUGGUGAAUUUUCUGUGUAGCCACAAGGCUGAUGUUGGUGCUGCUGCUAUGGACGACAUGGGCGCUAUACACUUUGCUGCCCAAAAGGGACAUUUAGAGGUUGUUCGCACUCUCCUUUUAUCUGGGGCUUCUGUCAAAGCUUACACUCGCAAAGGCCUCACUCCAUUGCAUUAUGCUGUUCAAGGGGCCCAUGUAGAGCUUAUCAAGUAUUUGGUAAAGAAAGGUGCAAAUCUCAGUGCGAAGACAAAAGCAGGGAAGACCCCUCUUGAUCUUGCUAGCAGUGACGAAGUCCGCUCCUGUUUGAAAGAGUGUGAAACGUCAUCUGAGAAAGGAGGUCUGAAUGAAAAACAGAAAGAUGAAGAAUCUGAUCCAAAUACAUCCCUGCAGGAAGAAGUGAAAUCGGAAGGUGAAGCUGCAAAUUCUGGGAAUGAUAAACCGGCUGAAGAUGGAAGUCUGAAGAGGAAGACAGAAAAAGAUGAUUCUGAGGAAGCGUCAGGGGAACGGAAAAAGCCACGAGUUGUAUUGAGUCAUCUUCUAAGUGCUGAUGAUACGCAAGACGAGGAAUGA
Molecule: messenger RNA, 843 nt
Organism: Prunus armeniaca (apricot)
Lineage: Eukaryota; Viridiplantae; Streptophyta; Magnoliopsida; Rosales; Rosaceae
Source: the annotation of a GenBank genome assembly